AUGUUUAGUGUUCGCCAACAUCUUUUAUUCUUUGAAAGAUUAUCCUCAAGAAGCAAUAAUGAUAUUAAUAAUAAGAAUGUUGUAAAAGUUUUUAAUAAUAAAUUAGAAAGUGAAAAUAAAUGUUUUGGUAAUUUAAAUAUGAUUAAUAAUAAAGAAAAGGAGUCAGGAAUACUUUUGGUGGGUGAUCAAGAUUUGAAGGAUCAUAAUGAUAAUAUAAAUUAUAAGAUAAAUGAAGAUGGCAAUCCAGGAGAAAGAUAUGUAAAUAAUAUUAUAUCAAUAGUCAAUAAUGAAGAUGAAGUAAAAAAUAAAAUUGGAAGAAGUUUAUUAAAAAUUAGUGAUGAAGAGAUAAAUGGAAAUAAAUUUUAUGGUGAUUCUUUGAUUGUUGAAAUAAUUAACGCAAAGCUAGAAAGAGUUCUUGGAUCAACAUCAUGUCCAGCUUCAAUAGCUAUAGAUCAAGUAUCAGGUACAAUAGCAUAUCCAGCAGGUUCAACUGUUAUUUUGUAUAAUCCUAGAACAGGAGCUGAGGCACAUCUUAUUGGAGCAACAAAAAAUAACAUAUCUGCAUUACAUUUUUCAAAUAGCGGAAGAUUCAUAGCAACAGGUGAAUGUGGACAUGAUCCAAAAAUAAGAAUAUGGGAAGUAGUAAAUACAGAGGGUAAAUUUAUUGGUAAAGAAGUAGUUGAAUUGAAACAUCAUAUAAUGGGAAUAGGAGCUGUUAAAUUUAGUAAUGAUGAUGAAUUAUUAAUAUCUGUUGGUAAUCAACAUGACAAAGCUAUAGCUGUAUGGAAUUGGAGACAGGAAGAGGUUAUUGCAAAAAAUAAUUUAACAUCACACAUAUGUGCUAUUGAUGUCAGUCAAAAUGGUGAAUAUUUUGUAACUGUUGGUGUAAGGCAUGUCAAAUUUUGGAAUUUAUCUAAACCAGAUGAAAUGAAAGGAAUAUUACAGGGUAGAAGUGCCAUUUUAAGUGAUAAAAGAAAUAAUACCUUUACUGAUGUUGUUUGUGCCUCCAAUAAUAGGUGUUUUGCUUUGACAAGUACCAGGCAAUUGAUUGAAUUUCAAGAUAAGAAAUUAGUUAAUUCUUAUGAGAGUGAAGAGAUGGUACCAUACUCCUUAACAAUUAGUAAUAAUUGGUUAUUUAUGGGUUGUGAUAAUGGUGAUAUAGAAGUUUAUGACAUUGAUACAUUUGAAAAGGUCACCAGACUUCCAAAACCACAUUGGUUAGGGUGUGAUCCACAAAUUAUAAAAGAUAUCACUUUUUUUAAUACAAAAUCUCAUCCAUCUGGUAGUAGAUAUCCAAAUGUUCAUUCAAUGGUUUUUUGGAAAAAAUCUAAUUAUCUAACAGUAUUCUAUUCAGAUAGAUCAUUUUAUACCUGGUCAAUUUCUAAUGAUUUAAAUAUAAAAAAAAUAAAUUCAUCAAAUUUUCAUGUUGGUGCUGUUUUUGGUUUAGAAGUAUAUCCAUUUAAUGAUUCACCAUACCUAUCAUCAAAUACAUUUUUUACCUGUGGUGCUGAUGAUACAAUACGUGUAUGGAAUAUUCAAAGAAAUGAUAUUAUACCAUCAAAAGCAUCAAUUGGUAAUAAUAUUUGUUCAAAAGAUCUUAAAAAAACAAUAUAUUUUUGUGAAACAUAUGAUAUAUUAAAUGAACAACCAAGAAAAAAUUUUACAACAGUUGCUUCAGAUGUCCUGGAGACACAAACAGGUAUAAGAUGUUUAAAAAUAUCUCCUGAUGGAAAAGAAUUAGCUGGUGGUUUUAGAAAUGGUAAUAUUGUUGUAUUAGAUUUAACAAAAAAUAAUUUUGAUAAAAUAUUUGAAUGUGAGGCACAUGAUGAUGAGGUAAGAUGUAUGGAGUACUCAAAACAUAAUGAUUCAUCAUUACCAUAUUUAUUUGCAACAGCAUCAAGAGAUAGAAAUAUUCAUAUAUUUGAUCCAAAUAAUAAAUAUUCACAUUUAUAUGUUAUUAAAGAAUGUUCAAGUACAGUAACAUCAUUAUUAUUUGCUAACUAUAACAAUAAUCUUUUUUUAUAUACAUCAGCAGCAGAUAAAUUAGUUAUAAUGAGUAAGAUAUUAAAAAAUGAUAAUAAUGAUGAAAUUAUUGUUGAAAGAGAAAGACAAAUAUCUUGUAACUCUGGUAUUAAUAAUGUUGUAUUAUCUCCAUCAGGUAAUAUUAUAGCGGCAUGUCAUGACAAAACAAUACGUGUUCUAUCAAAGACUGGAAAAGAAAUAAAUAUUAUUAAAGGAACAAUUUCUAAUCAAGGGCAGGUAAUAAAGAUUUCCCUUGAUCCAUCUGGUUCCUACUCUGCCAUUACAUGUUCAGAUCGUUAUACAUAUAUAAUUGAAAUGUCAUCAGGUAAUUGUGUAGCAGUAUUAGGUGGACAAUCUGACUCAAUAGCAUCUGUUUCUUUUUCACCAGAUUGCAAAAGAAUAAUUUUGGUUUCAUACAGCGGUUGUAUUUAUGUUUGGAGAUUGUCUAACCAGUUGACAAAGAAAAUGUAUUUGAAAUUAGGAAAAAUUACUAAUGAAGGUAGAAAUUCAAUUGAUAUUGAUGAUGAAGUUAUUGUUAAUAAACAUUUUGAUGGUAAUAGUGAUAGAAGUAUUUCACCGGAUAGUGUUAUUGAAUCAGCCUCAGACUCAGCUUCAGUAGUCGGAACUAAAAAGAAUCAAAUCCAGGGAGGAAGUAACUUUGGAUCUAUAACAUCCGUUCAAAUUACUGGAGACGAAGACGACCUUGAUAGUGGUGUUGGAAUACAACAAAAUUCAAAUAUUAUAAUUCAAGAUAAUCUCAAUAAUCGAGACAAAUCAUUUUUACAUCGUAUUUCGACACAAGAAACACUACGUCCAGUUGAAAUAAAUUUUACUGAAGAAAAGAAUAACAAAUCUCAACCUUCAUCUAUCAAUUUUAGUAGUGGUAACGAAAAUAUUCUUAAAACAUUACCACAAAGAAAUCAAAAUACUUCUAUUGAUAUAAAUGGAGAAAUGUUAAACGCUGCUACACAAAAUCAUUUACAACAUCAUUCAUAUAUUGCUAGUCGUUCUAUGUCUAAUAUUCAUCAUGGUGAACAACAUUCUGAUAUCAGAGGUUCAGGUGGACCAAGACCACCUAGAAGAAGAUGGGGUGCUUUAAAUAGUAGUCAAAAUUCUUCAUUCCAGCAAAAUAGUCUUACUACAACACCACAAACCCCUCCAAAUAACAAUAAUUUUUAUCCAUCUUCAUCAACAUAUCAACAACCACAAAAACCUAGUAGUAGUUCAAUGCCAAAUUCUAAAUCAUUAGGUUCAAUUAGAUCACAAAUGAUUGAUGAAAUGAAUAACUCUCAAUUACUAAAUUCAACAACACCCCGUACCUCAACUAUGAAUCUACGUAGUCAAAUUCUUGAAAAUAAUAGAUUAAAAAAAAAAGAUGAAAAUAGUGGUGUUGAAUGUAUUACCCCAAGUAGUUACUCUCAAUUUAGAAGAGAAACAAAUGGUGUUCGGAACAGUAUAUCAAAGCGAUUCAAUAAUAGUGAUUCAAAUUCCGUUUCCAGUCCAGGAUCGGAAAGAAAAACAUCAUUAUCUUGUUUCUCUAGCGCUGGAAGACGUCAAUCUUCUUUAUUUCAUGGAUCAACACAAAAUCUUCGUGGUUCCGGUAACGAUAAACGACAGAUUUCAAUUAAUAUUUCCGCGAUAGAAGAUAUGAUGUCUAAAAGCCUUAUAAUUCCAAGGGCAAACACUAACAAUUUUUUACAAAAUUUAUCAUCCGCUAAAAGAUUUUCUAAUAAUAACACUAGAAACCCAACCGCCUUAUCAACAUUAUCUAACUCUAGCAAUAAUAAUAAUAAUAAAUCAGGAAUUAAUGUUAGGAGAAAAAUUCAGAUGUUAGAAGGACAAAAUAAUAAUAAAGCUCCACCAGGUAAUUAUUCACAGUCUCCAUUACAUUUAAGAAGUCGUUCUCAAAGUCCCUCAACUUUGGCAGUCAAUUUAGAAAUGGCAACAGGAGAACAAAAUAGAAGAAGAGAUUCAAAUGUAACAUUAGGAGGAAAAUCAAUGUACUCUUCAAAAUCUAAUUUAAGAACAUUAUCCUCAGCAACAUUAGGUCAAAGUUCUUCAGCUCUCAAUAAAUUAUCAGAAAUUCGUAAUAAAUUAAGAAAAUCACAAGAAAAUUUGGCAUUAGCAAUGGCCUUAGAAGAUCAAGAACGAAAAGAGGAGGGAAACAUCAAUGAUGAUAAUUCUACAGUUAACUGUAACAUGUUAAGAUCUCGUUCAAUUGGAAAUUUAAAACUAUCAACAGUAACAAAUUCCAUUAAUAUUGGAGGAAAAUAUCAGCAACAACAACAACAGUCUCCAGAUCUCAAAACUCAAAGAUCUAGAUCAUUAGCAAAAUCGGCAACAAACUUACAGGAUGAAGAAUAUAAUAAUGUUGAUAAAGCCACCAAUAAUCGACCUAUUAGUAGUAGUAGAUUUAGUUCAUCUAUCAAAAAUCUUCAAAGAACUAGUAGACCAGAUUUGACUGAUGCUUCAUUAUAUACUAAUGAUAAUAGUAGUCAAUUUGAAAAAGAAUCUAAUGAUGAAAAUAAUAUUAAUGGAAGUUACUUUUCAAUAUCAUCUAAUAAAUUAAGAAAAGGUGCUGUACAAAAAAGAGUUGAAAGAAAUCAACCAAAAAAUAGAUUAUAUUCAAGAUUAGAUCAAGGAUUAACAAGUGGAGAUUCAGAUAGUAAUGCAUCAGAUGUUGCCUCAUUUUCUUUAAAUCAAUCACCUUAUACAAUGGGAUAUAAUAUUAAUACUACUUAUUCAUCAAAAAAUGGUAGCUCAACAACAUCCUCAACACCACAAACACCAACAGAAGGAGAUAAUAAUACUUAUAGUAAUUUGGGACCUCGAACAACAAUAUCAUCUAUAGAGGGAAUGCCAAAAUCAUUUACCUCUAAUCAAUUUAGAAGAUUUACCCCAAAUACAAGUGGUACAGGACGUAAAGGAUCAAAUUAUUUUGCUCAAAAAUUAGGUGAAGAAGGAUGUUCAGGUGUUUCAGUAAUUCCUCCAACAACAAAUAAUAAUAUUACACUUGAUAAUAUUGCAACAACUCCUGCAGCUCAAAAUAUGACAAAACAUGUAACAGAAUGUAUCUCAGAAUUUCAGACAUGUUUAGAUAAACUUUUAAGUGCAAGACAUAUCCUGGCAAAUGACACAUCACUACCAAAAGAAUGUUCAGAAUAUUUGUUACAGGCAAUUGAAAAAGUAUCAGGAAAUGCUAGAAAUCGUUUAUAA
Strongyloides ratti is the source of this 5238-nucleotide messenger RNA. RefSeq names its product WD40 repeat and WD40/YVTN repeat-like-containing domain and WD40-repeat-containing domain-containing protein. The record is from RefSeq and is a predicted model, not a curated record. Gene Ontology annotation, cellular component: mitotic spindle. Bases 1 to 5238 code for a protein of 1745 amino acids. The transcript is spliced from 12 exons. Gene Ontology annotation, biological process: mitotic spindle organization; regulation of mitotic cell cycle. NCBI's taxonomy places the organism in Eukaryota, Metazoa, Nematoda, Chromadorea, Rhabditida, Strongyloididae. Gene Ontology annotation, molecular function: protein binding.